CCAUUCGGUAGUUGAUUAAUAAGCGCUUCUCCACGCUGUCAGUGUAUUGUACUGUGUCAGUGGAAUGGAGGAGGCAGGUAAAUAAAGGAGCGAACAACACACGACGGCGGAUUACCACUGAUGUUUUCCGUGAGAGAUGGCAGUCUGACAGCGAUUACUUUUUGAUUGUGAAAGCAGUUGAAGCGGACGUACCGGAGAGGAGGGACAACCAGCGGGAUUCGGUCGGCGGUGAGUUUUUUUAGUCGGCCUCAUUGGGUUAGCUUCAUCUUUGUGUUGCCAUGGCGAUGCGGGAGUUGGUGGAGGCAGAAUGCGGCGGCGCCAAUCCCCUCAUGAAGUUGACCGGUCACAUAACCAACGAGGCCGGGGCAUGGCGGCACCGCUCUACACCCACAAUUCCCCCAACUCCCAUUGAAAUUGCAACUGAGGAAGACCUGGUCAAUGAGUUUCUCCAGGCACCCCCACGCCCCCCGCAGACAUUCGACAUGGGUCAGCUGUUGGAGGAGAUGCAGCAGAUCGACCAGCAAAGCUACAGACAAGCUCCACAGAGAGGUACCUCUGUUACCCAGCUCUUUAAUCAUCAACUUAUCCUCACAGAUGUCUCCAAUGCAAUAUUUUCCCCUCAUGCCCCAGCUCCGGAUGUGGCAGCCUUGGCUCUCUCAGGUGACUGGGCAGCAGAGUUUGUCUCAGGCUCAGAGUCUGCAUCAACGCCGGGCCUCAUCGCACUUGGUGACGCCGCGGAUGCCGACUGGACGAAAGAAUUCAUUGCUGAGGCUGCAGAUCCUGGACGCUGGGCUGAGGAAUAUUUGGAGCAGUCAGAGGAGAAGCUGUGGCUGGGAGACUUUGGAGACAAGGAGAAUGAGUGGACAAAGGAAUACCAGCCAGCAGAGGAGCUGAGGCAGACAGCCAAUGAGCUUGUGGCAAAAGUCGACGACCCCAAGUUACAAAACACAGAGUUCCUGCGGUUCAUUAGGCAAAUUGGCGAGGGCAGUGUGACAGUGGAGAGCAGAACAGACAAACAGCUCACAGAUAAAGCUCAGGCCACAGAGGCUCACAACUGGGCUUCCAGCCUCAACCAGUUCCUGACAGAAACAGGGGGAGGAAGUCUUCCCUUGGAAUCCACAGAGAGGAAGGAGACGAUUGAGAAAGCUAAAGCUAAGCAGGCACAGCAGUGGGCCAAGGUCAUCAGGCAGGUGUCGGAGGAGUCAGCCGAAGCUUGGGUGGAUGAGUUCACCACAUCGGGACCGGAUUUCCACCAAGCCAAAGCCGCAGUGGAGAGUGAUGUGGAUUUUUGGGAGAAGCUGCAGCAGGAGUGGGAGGAGAUGGCCAAGCGGGAUGCAGAGAGUCAUCCAUGGCUGACGGACUUUGAUCAGCUACUCAGUUCGUCUUAUGACAAGGGCUAUCAGUUUGAAGAAGACAACCCUUACUUGACUCACCAGGACCCUUUGACGGAGGGAGUGAAGAGAAUGGAGGCUGGGGACAUCCCUGGCGCCGUGCGCUUCUUUGAAAGCGCAGUGCAGAAAGAAGCAGAAAACCAGCUGGCUUGGCAGUAUCUGGGCACUUGUCAAGCAGAAAAUGAACAAGAAUUUGCUGCCAUCAGCGCCCUCCGCAGGUGUUUGGAGCUGAAGAAUGACAACCUGACCGCUCUGAUGGCGCUGGCCGUCAGCUUCACCAAUGAAUCGCUGCACAGGCAAGCCUGCGAGACUCUUCGCGAUUGGCUGAAGCACAACCCAAAAUACCGCACCGUGUGGGAGGAGUACGAGCUGGAGAGCCAGAGGGAAGCUUCCAGAGAAAGGGGCAAAGAGCAGGAGCGGUUUGGCUCCCUGCUGCCUGAAUCUUUGUUUACAGGCGUGCAGACUUUAUUCCUCCGCGCAGCUAACACAGACCCCGCUCAGGUGGACCCUCAGCUGCAGUGUGGUCUUGGAGUUCUCUUCAACCUCAGCGGAGAGUAUGAUAAAGCGGUGGACUGUUUCAGUGCAGCUCUUUCUGCCACGCCACAGGACUACUUGCUGUGGAACAAGCUGGGCGCAACACUAGCUAACAGCAGCCGCUCAGAGGAAGCGGUGGCCGCCUACAGGAGAGCCCUGGAGUUGCAGCCAGGUUUUGUACGCAGUCGCUACAACUUGGGAAUCAGUUGUGUCAAUUUAGGAGCACACAGGGAGGCAGUGGAGCACUUCCUGGAAGCCCUGUCUCUCCAGCGGCAGGCCGCCGGUGACGAAGCGAGGGCCGUGCGAGGCCCUGGAGGCACCGCGGCCACGGUGAUGUCUGACAACAUCUGGUCCACCCUGCGCAUGGCUCUCAGCAUGAUGGGGGAGAGCUCGCUGUACUCAGCUGCUGACCGCCGGGAUUUGGACACGUUGCUGGCUCACUUUUGCCAGAGGGAAGUGGAGGGAGGGCAUGAAUGAAGGUCUGUCCAGGGAGAGUUAAUUGAGUGUGAAUGUUCUCUGCAUGGAGGCAAAUGUUUGAAUGAAUGAAAGGGACAAUAACAGGAGGAAAAUACUGUGAAUCAUCCUCCAUCCGGUGCACUUCUAGGACAAACGCAGUAAUAGUGUGUGAAAGUAGCAGCCAAUGGGAAUAAAUUUUCUUUAUUUCGCAUAAAUGACGCAUCCCUGUUUCGUCUUACAAUGCAAGACAUAUGUAGAUCUUUAAACUCCCAUCAUGUACAAUAGAUUUAUGGUAAGUACUUGCUAAUGCAAUGAUUAUAUCAAUAUAAUCAGCAGUGCUAGUUUCCUUUUUGUAAUAUCAACAUUAUUAAUUUUUGGUAAUUAACCUGGACAAUGAACUGACAACCAGUGUGACUGUUACUCGUAAGUUUGUGUGCACCAGAAUAAGCAGGGACAUUGAACGAUAACAUCAUGUGUCAUCGGAUUGGUUGCUCUGGGCUCCUCCCUCUCUUUUUCAAAUCUCUUGUUAAAAAAAAAAAUUCAUCCAUUGUAAUUUAACCAUAAUGUGCAUUGUAAUUGUUGCACUAUAGUUGUUGUCAGACAGAGUUAUGAUCUGACUGCAAUGUUUAAUAUAAUAAUCAGCAAUAAAGC
Molecule: messenger RNA, 3032 nt
Organism: Dunckerocampus dactyliophorus (ringed pipefish)
Lineage: Eukaryota; Metazoa; Chordata; Actinopteri; Syngnathiformes; Syngnathidae
Gene: pex5
Product: peroxisomal biogenesis factor 5
Exons: 16
Coding region: 279-2402 (707 amino acids)
Biological process (GO): protein import into peroxisome matrix, docking
Cellular component (GO): peroxisomal membrane; cytosol
Molecular function (GO): protein binding
Source: RefSeq, a predicted model, not a curated record